This is a messenger RNA of Drosophila navojoa, 7064 nucleotides long. It is a transcript of the gene Sec16, whose product is annotated as endoplasmic reticulum export factor secretory 16. NCBI's taxonomy places the organism in Eukaryota, Metazoa, Arthropoda, Insecta, Diptera, Drosophilidae. Gene Ontology annotation, cellular component: endoplasmic reticulum exit site; ER to Golgi transport vesicle membrane. The record is from RefSeq and is a predicted model, not a curated record. Gene Ontology annotation, biological process: Golgi organization.
AGCGGUAACAGACUGGCAACGCUUGCGAAAAGUCGAGUUGGCAUUUGUACUCGAAAAAUUCCAUUUAAACACAAAAUAACCAAACUGCAAACACUUAUAAAUAAGUAACACACUGGCGUAAUUGAGGAAAAGUUUCGUCUUUCCCAGCUAACGCACUGCGACAACAUGUUGCACAACAAUGCCAGCGGCUGGCUGCCACCGCCUCAACAACGACGCAUGCAGCAACAACAACAAAUGCAACAGCAACAACAAUUGCAGCAGCAGCCAUCUCAAAUACAUCACAAUCAGUCGCCGUCACAGUCACAGCCUCAACCUCAGACGCAGCCGCAGCCGCAGCCGCAGCUUUAUGCCAGUCAAAUGUUUCAACAACAGCUGCCACAGCCCGGCCAACAAGCAUUUUGGCCAGAACAGGAACAACAGUCGUCUUCGCUCAGCUAUAACAAUUACUUUGCCGGCACAGCACAAGCCAAGCCACUGAGUUAUGGAUCACCUGCAGCAGUUCCUACUCCUGUUUCUGCACCAGCUCCAGCAACAGCACCAGCGCCAGCACCUGCCGUUCCACUGACCUAUGCACAGCCCGAUAUGAUGUCCACUCAACAGCAAUAUUAUCAACCAUCACCAUUGGUGCAUCCCGAGCCACAGAUACAGCCAGUUGCCGAGCUCUUUGAUAAUAAUAAUAGUGGCAAAAACGAUGGCUGGGGUGAUUGGGGCGAUUGGAAUGAUAACGUCAACAACAACAGCAAUAACAACAUUAACAACAUUAGCAACAUUAGCAACAGCAACAGCGGCAUCAUUAGCCAUAAUAAUGAGGUGCCGCCCGUAGCUAACGUUGUGGAGGAUUCAUUUAAUGUGCAGGGCCAGAGCAGCUGGCACAACUUCAGUAAUAACCUAAACACCAGCAACAACCUCAAUGCCAGCAAUACCAACAACAGCAACAGCAACAACAACAAUAAUAUUAAUACUGAACCAAGCAAAUCAUUGGAAUUGCCGCCUUUACUGUCGCCCUCAGCGGAGCAACUGUCGCCCGUGUCGGAGCCCGAACUGAAUGCCAUUGUGCCCCCACAAGCUUUCCAAAAUCAGCCACUUGCAGCUCCUUCAGUGGCAGGGCCUUCAGUAACAGCAGCCCCUCCAGUGACUGCUCCUCCACCGGCCGCGACGUCUGUGCUGCCACCACCGGCAAUGGACGCGGCAGCCGGAAAUCCUUUCAAGCGCUCCGGUGGACUAAGCCAGCGUGUGAAUAUAUUGGCCACACAAGGUGCAACGGCAGCGGCAGCACCAGCACCAGCUCCAGCUCCAAUUGUGCCUAUGCCGGCAGCUGCGCCUGUACAGAUGAUGGUGCCGGAACCAAGCCAGCCGGAGCAGCCGUAUGAGAAUCAGGAGGUACUGUUAGCAGCGCCCAAUGAUGAGCGCGCACAAUAUCUGCAGACGAGUCACCUGUCUGAGCAGCACGAGGAGGAGGCCAACGAGGGCAACUGGGAGGCGGAUGGACUGUUGCCGCCACCAGGCCUGUCGCGACUUGUGCUUGGACAGCCAGAGCUGGUGGAGCAGCAACGUCUGGUCACUGGCACCGAGGAACCAGCCAGUCAUGUGACCAAUGCGCUGCAUAUGUCCGACCGCCAAGCCGAUGGCGAGGAUACCUCCGAGGGUGAGCAGCCGAUGCGUACGGAUCUGUUCCAUCCGCAGCAGCAACAACAGCAACAGCUGCAGCAACAACAUCAGCAGCACCAGCAACAGCAACAACAACAGCAUCUUCAGCAGCAACAGCUGCAGACCUCAGCGCGUCGCGUGGUAACGGGCGUCGAGACGCACGCCCCAGCCGUGGUGCUGUCCGGAGAGCAACGUGAGGUGGUGCUUGAUGGCGAGAAUCUGGAGGAUCAGCGACCAGUACAGCCGCCAGUGUCGCUCACAGCGCCGACAACAGCAGCAGCAGCUGCAGGAGGUGGAUUAGGAGGAGUGGGUACAGGUGCAUCGGGAUCAGCCGCUGCAAUCGAACUGGAUACGGAAAUACAUCAGACACAUCACAUUAGCAACGAGGAGAGUGAGACGAGCGCGCAGCAGCAGUUGCAACAGCAGCAACUGUUGCUAGAGAAGAAGCAGCAGCAACAACAUGCACGCGGCAAACCCCGUCCGGCGGCCUCGCUCGAUCUGGAGUCCGAGGACGAGUCCGAGGAUGAGUGGCUGCUAAGUGAUAGGCAUGACCUGCCGCCGCGACGACAGCCGGAUGAGCGCAGCAUGCGCAGCUUGCGCAGCAAUCGUCGCCAUUAUAGCAGCAACAACACGAGCAACAACUACGAAGGCGAAACAGAGGACUCGGCGCGUGCUGUGGGCGGCGGCGGAGCCGGCGGAGGACCAGCUGGCCACAACGAGAGCAACAGCAGCAGCAAAUCGGGCCGUGAUAUGAAGCGGCGCAGCCGUGAUGCGGAUCAGCAUCGCAGGCAUGAGCCGGAGCGCAGUGGCAGAGAGCGCAGCGACAGAGAACGGGACCGCGAACGGGAGCGAGAACGGGAGCGUGAACGUGAACGGGAACGUGAAAGGGAACGCGAAAGAGAGCGUGAUCGCCAUACGUGGCGACGCGACGAUACAUCAUACCGGAUGUCGCGGUACAGCAACAACAACAGCAACUACGACGGCGAGUCGGACGCAGCCGUCCAGGCGGCAGCCAGCGAUGGCGGCGGCGGUGCCGGCAGCGGCACUGGCGGACGCAAAAGCAAGGGAAGCCGUCACAGCCGCAGCGGUGUGGCAGCGGACAUCGACUACGAUGACUAUGAGAUGCAUUCGAUGCCACGCGGCAGCAGUCACUAUCGCUCGAGGCGCUCGGAGAAGCAGGCGCCCUCCUCGCAGCAGGACAAACUGCGCAGCAGUCGACGCAGCCAUGAUGGCGGGGAGCGAGCGCGGCACUCGCAUCAUGCGGACUGGCAGCAACAGCAAUGGGAUCCACGCACCUACGAGGGCUACCGCAACAAGAGCUCGCGCAACAGCGACCUCAAGAAGGACUCGGUCAAUGGCAGUAUGCAGUAUGCAAAUCCAACGGCCGGCUACGAUCCGUUCAGCAUCUACGAGCAGAUGUCGUGUGAUCCGCGCGCCUAUAUGGACAUGUAUACCAAGCUGUAUGGCCAGAUGAUGAUGAGCGCUGCGGUGAAUGCGGGCGCCGCAACGAAGGCAGUGAAGCAUCCGAUGCACGAUCAACUGAUCGGCAUGGAUCCGAGGGCUUUUGUGGACCGCACCGGCGCUGGCUCCGCGGCUGGCGUUGGCAACGAGGACGCGCUGCUCAGUGAGCGGGAAAGGUACACACACGCAUACAUAACACAAGCAAAUGAAUUCCAUCGUCGUCGCCAACAACUGAAUCUCUAUCAGCAACAACAACAACAACAGCAACAGCAGAUGCAACAACAACAUGAUUAUUCGGAUCUAUUGAACAGCACGCUGGGUGGCGAUGACAGCGCCAGCCUCUAUGGCAGCGAUACACACAAGAACAAUCGACAUCUCAGGAUGGCAUCCUAUGGCAUCUCCAGCGCUCGUUCGUUAAGCAAUUUGAACUGUGAGGAUGCGACAAUAGCCGGAUAUAAGCGUUAUUAUGCUGGCUCGGAAUGCGGCGUUGAUAUCAGAGCUGCUGUUGGUGGUGCAACAACAGCGACUCUCGACAGCAAUGCGGAUGCCACGGCAAUGGGCAGCAUGAGCGUGGCGCGUCCGCCGCGCCGUCGCACACCGCUGCUGCACAAUCAGCCGCAUCUGGUGGCCAACUACUCGAUGAGCGUGCUGCUGCGUGUGCGGCCCAUGUACGCUGGACCCGGACGCUUGCGCAACGAGGUGGAUGUGGCAGCGCCCAGGAUCAAGGAUGCCACCAGCAGUCUGCUGCGCGCCUAUCCCGGCCCGUUGCAGGGUCGCAAGCUGCACAAGGACAAGAUCAUUAGCUUCUGCAAGGAGCAGAUACGCUUGGGCCCAUCGCGCUCCUGCAGCAUUCUGUACGCCACACAGACAAAGCCGCUGGGCAGCGUGGACAAAUAUCGUGCCUCGCACGCGUUAAUGUGGAAUCUACUCAUACUGCUGCUGCGACAGAAUGGGGUCAUUGCCGACACGGAUGUGGGCGAUCUGCUGCUGGAGAAUCAGCGCGAAUAUCCGUAUGCGCCGGAGCCGGAGGCGGAUGCCGAAUCAGCGGACACCGAAUCAGCGGAUGCUGACUCAGCGGCUGCGCGUAUCGUGGCAGAUCGUAGCGGGACGGCCAAUGACUCAGAUGGCGAGGCUGUGACAAAGGCACCAGCUGCCGCUGGGGCUGCGGAAACUGAACAGGAUGGCGAUGCAGAUGCGGCUGGCACAGAGCCGCCCAUGUCGGAGCAAGCUGCCACCGACAAGUUUCGCAGCUUUGUGCUGCGCGGCAACGUCGAGGAGGCGCUGCAAUGGGCCACCGAUCACAACCUGUGGACGCACGCGUUCUUCUUGGCCCUCUACGAGGAUCGCUAUGCCCUCACAGAUGUGGCACAAAAGUUUCUCAGUCGCGCCAUCAAAGCGAACGAUCCGCUGCAGACGCUCUAUCAGAUGAAGAGCUGUCAUACGCCCGCCUGCGUGAGCCAGCUGCGCGACGAGCAGUGGGGCGACUGGCGUUCGCAUCUCUCCAUCCUGGUGACCAAUAAAUCGCGCCAGCCCGAAUACGAUCGCAGCUCGGUGGUUGCCCUGGGCGAUACGCUCUUUCAACGCGGCGACAUCUAUGCGGCGCAUUUCUGCUAUCUAGUUGCACAGGAGGAGUUCGGACGUUACGACAGCGGUGCCACGGAACUGACCACGCUGACAGCCAAUGUGCCCAGGCUCAUCUUGCUGGGCGCCUCUCACUACAAGCCGUUCAAUGAGUUUGCCAGCAACGAGGCAAUCAUCAUGACGGAGAUCUACGAGUACGCACGCUCGCUGUACGAUAACAAGUUCAGCAUUGUGAACUUCCAGCAUUACAAAUUCCUGUUGGCCACACGCAUCCUGGACUAUGGGCAACAUUUCCGCUGCACCAACUAUCUGGAGCAGAUAGCCAAUCACAUUGAGCUCAAGCCGGAUAGCUACGAUGCGGACUUUAUAAAACGAGUUUGCGGACUGGCCGAGCGCUUGCGCUUUUACGAUCCCAUACUGAUCAAUCGUGUGUCCUUUGCAAGUCCAACGAAUGCAACAAACGGCGGUCAGGCGGCGCCACAAGUCGGUGCACCUGAGGAAAAGGAAUGGCUGCGUCAGCUGCGCGCGCUGGCUGAUCAGCAGCCACAAGGGCAACAACAUCUAGAGCAGCAGCAACAGCAGGCGGACAUUGAUCAGCAAUUCGUGGAUUUGAAUAAGCAAAUGCGCGAGCUUAACAUGCAAUAUGAGGACACCAUGCAGCGUGAGCAGGAGACGCAGCAGGAGCACCAGCAACAGCAGCGACAGCAGCCGGAAUACUAUGAGCAAUCGGCUCAAGUGCAGCCGAGUCACGAGCAAGCGCUCACCGAUAGCUAUGCGCCGCCCCUGUACUACGAUCCGAAUACAGCACAGCAGCAACAGCAACAGCAGCAGCAGCAACAACAGCAACAGCAACAUCUGUAUGAUUCCUCACAGCAACAGUUGAAGCCGAGCGCUGUCUAUGGGCACAUUGAGACUGCAACCGAGGCAUAUGGCAGCCACAAUACGCAGGCCUAUGAUGCACAGCCAGCAGCAACAUCUGGCUACGAUUAUUGGCCCGGGGAUGGACAGCAGCCGUUUGGCGAUGAGCUGGCGCAGAUGGAGAGCAAUGACCAAAUUGCUGACGACAGCAACAACAUGAGUAGCAGCAAUCUAGACACUAGCAACAAUAUUGUAGCAACAGCAGCAGCUGAAACUGUAGCUGAAGCUGAAGCUGAAUUAGAUGCUGAUGUGGAGCAAACACAGCUGAAACAAUUGCAGCUGCCGGAGCCAAGUGCUUACAGCAGCAACAGCAAGAGCAGCAGCAGCAGUAGCAGCAACAUAAUGGACCAUAGCAACAAUCGCUUUAAACACAAUGCCUUAAAGCUGCACGCUGCUGGCAAUGGCAAGCAAAUGCAUUGCGCCAGCCAUGACCAGGACAAGAGCAAACAAUUGUCGCGCAAAUUGCAAUUUGGCAACAGCAGCAGCAACGCCAACAAUAUUGCGGAAAUGACUGCAACAACAACAGCGAAGCCAUUUAAUUUGAAUGAUCAACAUCAGCAAAGGCUACCCACAAUUUCGAUGCCAAAAUCAAAGAGUUACGAUGACGACGAUGGAGCUGUUACGGCCGGAAAUUCUACAUCCGGCAGUGCAACAGCAACGACAGGCAAACAGCAGCAGCAACAGCAACAGGCCGGAGCCGGCGGCUUGCCAAGCGGACAGGGCAACCAGAACUCCGGCUGGUUUGGUGGGCUGUGGAACAAGUUUUCGCUGAAGCCCAAAAAUCAAAUGAUUCUGCCGGAUGACAAGAAUCCGACAAUUGUUUGGGAUAAGGAGCGCAAGUGCUGGACAAACACUGAGGGCAAUGCCGAUGAGGCGGAAUCAUUUAAGCCGCCACCAAAGAUGAGCGACAUGGGCGCCACACCAGCACCAGCUCUCAAUUCCUUGGGUAAUGUGCCAACGCCAAUGGCGGCGCCAAAUCUGUUGCCACAGCAGUCUAUGACUGCACCGGAGCUGUCCAACAAUGCGAAUGUCUAUGAGAAUCAAGGGGAAUACGAUUACGGAUCGGGCUAUCAGGAGACAAUGUAUGCAGGCGCACCAGCAGCAGCCGAAAUCCCUACAAUGCCUGCGCCAGCUGCCUCGCCGGCACCUCCAGUACCGACAGCAACCGCAGCCGCAGCAGGAGCAGGAGCAGCAACGGUGCCUGGUGGCGCGCAGCCAAAGCUUCAAUCGAACAUGUUCAAAAUUAAGCGCAAUCGCACGCUGAAGAACUCCUACGUUGAUGUAUUCAAUCCAUCUGGUGCGCCCAUCUCGGCAGCGCCACAGAAUGUGCUGGCGCCAGCAAUGGCGCCGGUUGCUGUGCCACAAGGCGGUUUCUUUGUGCCUGGCGCGAUGCCAAUGCAACAACAGCAGCAACCACAACAACAACAACAGGCGCAGCAGCAGCAGCAACAAUAGCA